AAAGAAAAUAUCUAUUAUAUCAGCAUGAUUGAAGCUGCUUUGACGGUUCUCUCCCAAGGUUUGGAGUUCAAUGGAAUUAAAAAUGACCAGCUCUUUUCCACAGCUGUGGGAAACUCCUUCAAGUGUCUCAGUAAGCAAACGGUGGACUUGGCCAGCAACUUUCAACUGCAGGCUGCCAAUUCCCAGCUUCAGGCCUUUGAUAUCGUAAAUAACCAAUUUGGAAAAGAAGAGGAAUGCACGUUGGAUAGAAACAAGAAGUGGAUCCCAGCCGCAAUCGGCUUCAGUCUGUCGGGAUUAGUUAUCAUCAUCCUGUUCUCCUGUGUGCUUUAUAGAAGGAAACCUGAGUCUGGAUACAGCCGUAUCUGAACCCUGAAAUGAAUUUAUGAAUGGGUGUAGAAGCAACAAAUGGUAACAUCAGGAAGAAUGGGAGAUUCUGCUUGCUUUGCUGUGGCAAUCAGAUGUAAAAACAGCACUCGAGCAUCUUUAAGUGAUCUUUAAAUUUCUGACACUUUUAACACUUAAUUGGAAAUUAAUCAGCUCAAUGCAGGUGCAUACACGUCUUAUUAUCUGUAUACAACAGUAGCGAUGCAUUUAUUUGCUUGGGGGUUAUUGGGGUUUUCUUAAAUUAGCCAGCAUGUAUUUGCAAA
This is a messenger RNA of Thamnophis sirtalis, 647 nucleotides long. The record is from RefSeq and is a predicted model, not a curated record. Lineage: Eukaryota; Metazoa; Chordata; Lepidosauria; Squamata; Natricidae.